AAACUGACUUGUUUUCAGAAGACUUUUUUUAGAAAUUAAAUAAAUUUAUUUUAAUCAAAACUAGGAAAUAUAUAAACAAUGUCACCAAAAGGGCGACCUCGAGUGGAUGAUCUAAUACAGAGCAUCUCUCUUCAUACACCUAAUCCUGUUUUUCUUCAAGGAACAAUAUUUCCCUUCAUAUUUUUUUAUGGUUCAUGGUUUUAUUUUUGGGUUUACGUGUAUGGAGUUGAAGAUUACUAUGAAGCCGGUCUUGUGUCACUCGUUGCUAUUGCCUUUAUUCAAAUCUUCACCUGUCUUUGUUGCUUUUGGAGUGUUCAUUUCCGUGCUUUCACGUCAUGUCGAAAGAGCAAAUCUCCAUCAAAUGCUGUGCUGGCAAAAGUUGUGCCAACUGAAAACAAUGGCUCAAGUGAGCUUGUAAAAAUACAAAAAACUAAAGUGUCUGAUAAAGAAGACAUUGAGUAUUAUUUCACGUUCCAAAAGAUUAAAUAUAUUUGGGAUGACAACAAGAAGCAAUUUCGAGCAACAGAUUUUCCAGUCGAUCGUCCUCUUCAAGAAUAUUUCGAUUCAAAAGGUCACGAAGAUGAAAAUGCUUUAGCAAUAGCAGACAAACGUUUCGGCAAGAACUCAAUGGAAAUGGUCGUUCCUGAGUUUCAUGAAUUAUUUAUUGAACGUGCAACAGCACCUUUCUUCGUCUUUCAAGUGUUCUCUGUUGGACUUUGGUGUCUUGACGAAUAUUGGUAUUAUUCCCUCUUCACACUCUUCAUGCUCAUCAUUUUCGAAUGUACGCUCGUUCAACAACAACUUCGUAACAUGUCAGAAAUCAGAAAGAUGGGCAACAAGCCUUAUUCAGUGAAUGUUUACCGAAAUCGCAAAUGGCGCGUCAUUCAAUCUAAUGAACUAAUUCCUGGUGAUUUGGUAUCAAUAACUCGAUCUCAUGAUGAUAUUCUUGUGCCGUGUGAUAUUUUAAUGCUUCGUGGAACUUGUAUUGUUGAUGAGUCGAUGUUGACUGGAGAGUCAGUGCCUCAAAUGAAAGAUUCCCUUGAGAAUGUUGACAAUUUGAAAAAGGAACUCGACAUUGAAGGUGACGGAAAACUUUUUGUUUUAUUUGGCGGCACAAAAGUUGUUCAACAUACAUCACCAACAAAAGGAGCAAUGAGAGCACCAGACAGUGGAUGCAUCGGUUAUGUUCUUCGUACAGGCUUUAAUACAUCACAAGGAAAACUUCUCCGCACAAUUCUUUUCGGUGUCAAACGUGUGACUGAAAAUAAUCUUGAAACAUUCGCUUUCAUCAUCUUCCUUAUGGUGUUUGCUGUCACUGCCGCUGUUUAUGUUUGGAUCAAAGGAAGCGAAAAUCCUGAAAGAAAUCGUUACAAAUUAUUCCUUGAAUGUACACUCAUCUUAACAUCAAUUAUUCCACCAGAUCUUCCAAUUGAAUUAUCAUUGGCUGUUAACAGUUCAUUACUUCAACUUUCAAAGCUUUUUGUAUUCUGCACUGAACCAUUUCGAAUUCCAUUUGCUGGAAAAGUUGAAAUUUGUUGUUUUGAUAAGACGGGAACAUUGACAAGUGACAAUCUUGUCGUUGAAGGAAUUGCUGGUCUUGAUUCAAGAAAAGAAAUUCUUCCGAUUAGUGAGAUUACUGAAGCAACAGCACAGGUUCUUGCGACAUGUCAUUCAUUGGCACAACUUGACGAUGGUCUCGUUGGCGAUCCACUCGAGAAAGCAACAUUGACAGCAAUUGAUUGGAAUUUAAGUCGAGGUGAUUCAGUCAUUCCAAAACGUGGGAAAUUCAAAGCUUUAAAGAUUUAUCAACGUUAUCAUUUCUCAUCAUCACUGAAACGAAUGUCAGUACUUGCUGGCUACAUUCAAUCGUAUACAGGUGAAACACAUUACAUUGGAACAGUCAAAGGGGCACCUGAAACAAUCAUGAAAAUGUUGAAAACUGUUCCGCGUGGUUACGAAGAAACUUAUUUAGAAUAUUCAAGACGUGGUGCUCGUGUUCUUGCACUUGGAAUUAAAGAAUUUGGAAAACUUGAACAUCAAGCUGUUCGUGAAAUGAAACGUGAUGAGGUUGAGAAUGAUUUAACAUUCGUUGGUUUUGUUAUCAUUUCAUGUCCACUUAAACCUGACUCAAAAGCAGUUGUAAAAGAAAUUCUUCAAGCAUCACAUAAAGUCGUAAUGAUUACUGGUGACAAUCCAUUAACAGCUUGUCAUGUCGCAAAAGAAUUGAGAUUUACAAAGAAACCAAUUCUUGUGUUGACAUCGAAUGAUGAAGGAACAGUUUGGGAGUGGAGGGGAAUUGUUGGAAAUAUUGUGAUUCCAAUCGAUGAAAAGAAUUCACAAAUUCAUAAAAUUUUUCGCGAAUAUGAUUUUUGUAUAACAGGAGACGGACUUUUGUAUUUAAAUGAAGUUGAACAUGAAUAUUUAAAUAAAGUUCUACCAUAUGUGACAGUUUUUGCAAGAUUUGCGCCAAAGCAAAAGGAAUUUGUCAUUACGACAUUGAAGAGACUUGGAUAUUAUACAUUAAUGUGUGGUGAUGGAACGAAUGAUGUUGGUGCAUUGAAGCAUGCACAUGUUGGUGUUUCUAUAGUUAGUAACGCACCGCUACGUGCUGGUGAGAAAAAAGAAAAGAAAAAAGAAGAAUUAACACAAACUGCAGCAAUAAGAAGACCAACUAAUGAUGCUGAAAGAAAUUUAUCACCAAGAGAACGAGCUCUGAGGCAACAACGUUUAAAGUUACAAGAAUCACAAGAACGAAUGCAAAAAGUUUUACGUGAAAUGGAUGAAGAAACGAUGAAAGUUGUGAAACUUGGUGAUGCUUCAAUUGCUGCACCAUUCACAAGCAAACUCUCUUCAAUCAAUUGUGUUUGUCAGAUUAUCAAGCAAGGACGUUGUACAUUAGUCACGACAUUACAAAUGUUUAAGAUUCUUGCUUUAAACGCAUUAAUCUCUGCUUAUUGUCAAAGUGUUUUGUAUAUUGAUGGAGUUAAAUUCAGUGACACGCAGGCAACAUUGCAGGGACUCUUCUUAGCCGCAUGCUUCUUAUUCAUAACAAGAUCAAAGCCGCUCAAAGUAUUGUCGAAGCAAGCUCCACUGCCCAAUAUCUUCAACAUUUAUUCAGUGACAACAAUUUUGGGACAAUUUGCUGUGCAUUUCAUAUCACUUAUUUAUCUUGCUCAUGAAGCGACAUUAAGAGCUGGUCCUAGAGACACGACGAUAAAGUUAAACAUUGAUAUGACGCCAGAGGACAAAGAAGCUGAAUUUGAGCCAAAUAUUAUUAACAGUACAGUUUAUUUAAUUUGUAUGGGUCUUCAAGUCUCAACGUUUGCUGUUAAUUACAAAGGACAUCCCUUCAUGGAAUCUCUAAGAGAAAAUCGACUGCUUUUGUAUUCAAUUGUUGCAUCAAGCAGCGUUGUGUUGUGUCUUGCUCUUAAUCUCAUUCCAGACGUACAAAGCGCCUUUCAAAUUAUCGAUUUUCCAAAUGAUUUCCGAAAAAUUCUUAUCUUCGUUCUACUGGCAGACACAUUUUUAGCAUUUGCAGUUGAUAAAACUUACUUAUCUAUAAAAAUUGUAGAUACUAAAAUGGAUGAGUUCAGGUUUCAUUUGAUUGAUUACCUUGUGUUUGGGUCGAUGCUUGUUUUAAGUACAGGUGUUGGAGUGUACUUUGGAUACUUUAAAAAGACUAAGACAAAGCGUCAGACGACUCCACCGCGUCACCAAGCAGAUGACGAAGCAUAUGACAAAAUGACCAUAGAUUUCGGUUCAAAGUCUAUGCUUGAAUAUUUGCUUGGAUCGCGUAACUUGAAACCUUUUCCGGUUUCCAUGUCACUUGUAGCUUCUUACAUCAGCGGAGUAACAGUACUGGGAACUCCAUCAGAGAUUUACAACUAUGGAACACAAUAUUGGCUCAUUCUCAUCCCCAUUGUACUCCAUGGGUUCGUCGUUUCCUACGUAUACCUUCCAGUAUUUUGUGCACUCAAAGUUGGAAGCUCAUAUGAGUAUUUGGAACUUCGCUUUAAUGGACAUGUUAGGACGAUUGCAAGCAUAAUGUUUGUUUUAGAUGAGCUGCUUUUUCUACCGAUCAUCAUCUAUGUGCCUGCAUUAGCAAUGAAUCAAGUAUCAGGAAUAAACAUACACGUUAUUGGUGCUGUUGUAUGCGCCGUUUGCGUAUUUUAUACUUUAGUGGGAGGAAUAAAAGCAGUUGUGCACACUGAUGCUUGGCAGAUCAUCAUUAUGUUUAUUGGCGUGGUUGUUGUUGUCAUCAUUGGAACAUUUCAUCUUGGCGGGCCAUCAAAAGUUUUUGAAAAAGCUUUUGAGGGUGGAAGAAUUGAUUUUUUCAACUUCAAUCCAUCACUUUAUGAACGUCAUACAUUCUUUAGCGUUGUAAUUGGUGGAUUCUUUUAUUGGACCAGUUAUAACACAGUUAAUCAAACAAUGGUGCAACGGUAUAUGUCACUGCCUAACAUAAGGAAAGCAAGAGAAGCAAUUGUUAUCUUUACAGUUGGAAUCUCACUAUUCAUCUCAGUUUGUUGCUAUGCUGGUCUCUUAAUUUAUGCAAAAUAUUUUGAUUGUGAUCCUUUGACAAGUGAAAUGGUGUCACGUGACGAUCAAUUAUUCCCAAUUUAUGUUAUGAACACAGUUGGUGAAUGGAAAGGAAUUGCUGGAUUAUUUAUUGCUGGUGUAUUUGGUGCUGCAUUAAGUUCGCUCAGCGUUAUUCUUAAUUCAACAGCAGCUGUUCUUCUUGAAGAUAUUCUGAAAGGUUGCUUCAGAGUUCGACCAUCAGAAAAAGCAGCUGCAAUCUUUGUAAAAGGCUCAAUUCUUGUUCUUGGUGCAGCAGCAUUAGGAUUUAUAUUUGUCGUUGAAAAGCUUGGUGGUAUUCUUGGUGUCACAACAGCUCUGACUGCAAUUGCUGCGGGUACAACAUUCGGAGUCUUCACACUUGGAAUGUUAAAUCCAUGGGCAAAUUCGAAAGGAGCGAUCUUUGGUGCAAUUGCAGGAGCAUUUUUAUCGGUAUGGGUCUCAUUGGGAUCACAAAUUGCUAUUGCAGCGAAACAUGUUGCUCCACAUACUUUGGAUGUAUCAGUUGAAGCAUGUCCAAUAGGAAACAUGACAGGAAUCGUUGAUCGAAAUUAUCCUGAUGAAUCAGAUGUUUUUCCACUUUAUCGUCUCAGUUUUCAUUGGGUGAAUCCCAUUGGAAUCUUCUCAGUCGUCAUCGUUGGGACACUUGUCAGCUAUCUCACCGGUGGGCGUAAAACUGAUCAAAUAGAUCCAGAGUUAAUCUCACCAAUCAUUCAUCGUUUUCUUCCCGAUGAAACAUUCACCAAUUACGGUAUUUCAAGUAAAAUUAAACGGACGAAACUUAACAUGGAAAUGGAUGCUAGUCGGUUAUACGCCGUUGAUAGUCAUUCGAUUCGUAAAUGA
Molecule: messenger RNA, 5418 nt
Organism: Clunio marinus
Lineage: Eukaryota; Metazoa; Arthropoda; Insecta; Diptera; Chironomidae
Source: the annotation of a GenBank genome assembly